UUUCAUUUUUCCAAUAUGCAAAAGGUGAACUCGUUCUGUUUUCUUCUUUCUCUCUGAAAACCCUAGCGCCGCCGUGGAACCACCUUCUGCCUCUUCCUCCGUCACCUCACCUCCAAUCGAAGAAAGGAGGUCAUUUUUGUGUUCAUCAUCACGUGACCUUUAACCUGAACCAGUUGGAUUUUUGUAUUAGACAAUUUCAGUUUAAAUGCAUUAUGCUACUUCAUGAACGGAGGUGGCGAUGUUUGGAUCAACGAGAAUCGCUUCCGCAUCUUGCGUCAGCUCGGAGAAGGCGGCUUCGCUUACGUCUACCUCGUCAAGGAAACUCCCAACGACUCUCCCGCCGGUGGCCUCGCCAAUAAACUCAAAGACUUCUCUCAUCUUUCCGGAAUUGAUCUUUCUCAGCCAGGAUUUAGGCCUGCAGAAAGGGUUGAGGAGACGGGUCGGCGACUUGAGAAGUACUGCAAGAAGUUCAAAGUUCCAUUUGACUACAAUUCGCAGGAAGAUCCAAAUAGGUUGAUGUUUGAGAAAGGGUUAUAUGGAAGGGAUGCAAUAAAUGUGAUAGCUUGUGAGGGAGCAGAGAGAGUUGAAAGGCCAGAGACUUACAAGAAUUGGCAGGUUAGUUAUGAAAAAGGGAUCUACUUGUAAAUGACAAAUCGAAGAGAAUAUUAGUUUGAGAGGAGAGAUUGAACUAAUAUGCUGUAGUUAGUAUGGAUUGAACAAUGGGUGCUACUAGUGUUCAAGCAAUUCAGUGAGGUGUCAAUGUCUUGGUACAUAUGUAUAUCUUUUGUUUAAAUGUUUCUUUUUUCAUUUACUCCAAAAACGCACCUCUUCUUCCUUUGUUUUAUGGUUUGAGCUUUGUUUCUGCAGGGAACAUUAGGGCUGAGAUAGUUAAAUUUCAUUAAAACUAUAUAUGAAAACUAGAAUGAAAGUGUUGGUUUAAUAGUAUAUCUAACACCUAUACUAAUUCUGAAGUUUCAUUAAAUCCACAUUUCAUUCUCUUAAUAAAAACUUGUGUAGAGUUUAUAAUAAAAGUCAUAAUCCAGGACACUUUGCUAAAGCACAAUGGCCGCUCUAUGCUGCCAUUGAAUACUCUUUUUAGAAUUUCUAGUAGUUUGAACAGCUAAAGUCAAUAGGAGAUUUUCUACUUCUAUAAGCACUUGCCUAUGAUUCAAAUAAUAUAAAUACCUUAGUAUGAAUCUGUCAUACCCCAAUUUUUGACCUAAGAUACCACCUCAUAUCAUUGCAUAUGCAUCAUUUGCAUCUCUAACAAAUUGCAUAGUUUGUGUUUGCUACUUGUGACUCAGCAGGAUUUAAUCAGGAAAUCACUCAUCAGUACAAGUAACAAUCAAUUAGGGUUUUGUUCUCCCUUCAUAUCAAAUGAAUCAUCUUCAUCAACAAUCAACAUUUGGUCCUCAGAGAUUCAUUUCAGCAAGCUCAAAGGCUCUGAAUCGACUGAAUUAGGGUUUUGACUGAAGAUAGCAUACUCUUGACUUUUGCUCAGGAUUUGACCCAAUGACUUGGGACAAGACCUCAAGACCCCAAGUACCUCAUUUUGACCUAAUCCAUUAGCUCAAGACAUCUCCUACACAAAGAUUGAUCAGACAAAUCCUCAGAUCAGGGUUUUGAACUAUCAGGGACUGAAAUCAGGGAUCACAUUUGGGAAACCCUAAAAAUCCCCAGGAAGUCAAUCAAAGGUUUCAAUCAUCCUUAAAUAAUCCCUAUGACAACAUCCAAUGGAAAUUACAUCUCAAUUCAAGAUCCAUAGUCAUCAAUUUCAUCAGGUCGACAAUUAGGGUUUUUGACCUAAUUCACUGAACAACUGACUUUUUAAUCAGGACAUGGUGCCACAACUCAAACUAUGAUUCAAUAUCCUCCAAUACCUCAAUAUGAUCCAUUCAUACCAUUCAUUUGAUGAGGAUAGCCUGUUUCAUUUGAAAUCUCCAGAAACGCGAUUCGUCUGAAAAAGUCAACUAUACAAGAUAACCAUUGACUUUUGGGGAAUUUUGGUCAACCAUGACUUUUGAAGUUUUGAAUCAUCAAUAUAUGAUAUAUGAAGUCAUUUGAUCAAGAAAAAUCAAGAAAAUCAAUCAAGAAUCAAAAAGUCAAAAGUUUGACUUUUCAUACUUAGAAAAAUUUCUAAGUGUUUUUCAUGGUUUUUUCCAAACUUUGGAAGGGAAUUUCUCAAAAUUUCACCUACAAACUGAAAAAAACUUCCACCAUGAAAGUUGUAGAUUUUGAUCCAAUGAACAACUUUGUCACAUAUAAUUUUUUUCCAAAAGAUCAACCAUUUAAGAGAUAUGGAGCUUCAAAGUUAGUAUCUUUUGAAAAUUUCACUUAAAACCUCAUUUUCUUCAAAGUUCAUGGAUCUUUUUCACCCACUUCCUUAAAGAUCUUGAAGAAACUUUCAACUAGGGUUUUGAAGUGUGUAAUAUGAGCUUUCCAAAAUGUCCAAGAGCAUGAAAAAAUUUGAAGUGUAGCUAUGGUUUUGAAUUUUGACAUUAGUGAACUUUUCACUUGAAAUUUCAUGCCAUUUUCACUAAGUUAUGAGCCAAUUUGCCAAAUGAUCCAAAUAAUGAUGCAUAGAGGCAAUAAUUGAAGAUAUUUUUCUGAUUUGAGAUCAGAAUGGAAGAGGAUAAGAAGCUUGAGUUUUAACCAUGGUUUGGUCACUUUAACCAUUUUGCAUUAAAUGUAAAAGAUUCCUUUUUAUCUCUUAAGCCAAAUCACCAAUUCUUGAUCAACUUGCAAAGGUCUGAGUUCAGAACUCUUGGCCUAUAAAUAGAGAUGCAAAUCACUCUUCAAAACACGCCAAAACCUCACAAUUAUAGGUUUUCUCUCUUCUUUCUUAGAAUGCAAGUUUCUUAAGUUUCAAAGAGGUAGAAAUGUCAACCUCCAAAUCCUUGAAGCUAUGGCCAAAAUGAUGAUUCUAGCAAACCAUAAACACCAUAUGGGAUGUGUUUGAAUCACUCAUACACCCAAAAACACCUCAAAACUCAAAAUCACUACCUCACUUCCAUAUUUGCAUAUAUUGAACCUUAUCAUGCCAAAAUCCAUACCAAGCCAUAUCUGUCCAAACUAACACUUCCAACACCUCAUAUAUGUCACAUAUGAACUAUCCCAACACUCAUCAUCAAUCAAAAACUUCAGAAUCACCAAGCUCGAUUCAUACUUGAAGCAACUGCAGAUCGGGUUCCACCAACUGAUCCAGAUGUUUUCAAUCCACUCCAAGCAUCCAGACACCUUCCAUAUGGUCCAUUGAAGCUAUCCAGAUCAUCAAACAACUUCUGUAACACCUCUAUUGCAGAAUUCGAAUCCCAGCUUGGCCGUUUUUGAAGGUAAGUGCUAUGAACUUCAAACUCAUACAUACAUGCAUCAUAAAUGAAAAAUUGAGUUGCUAUCUUGUUUCUGCACUAUCACUGAUCAAUAGCCCUCAAUCAAUUUCACAAUUCAUCAAUUAUACACAAUUUCAGAUUGAAUCAUAGGAUUAGGGUUCUUCGUGUUCAUCAGAAAACCAAUGAUCUUAGAGUGAAAAUAAAUGCAAUUAAAUGAUACCAUUGUGUUCCUCGUCCAAAACCGAGCAAGAUAGACUAUCUACUUGAUCAAAACAAUCCAGUUUCAAAGAUUUUCAAAAAUCAGUUGAAGGUGUGUUCUUGGCGCGUUUUUUUGGUUUGAAAAAUUCAAAUGUUUGUUUUCAAAUAUAAUUAAAUGGAAGCGUGUGAAUAACAAGCUGCGCGCGCAGCUCAGUUGGCAAGUGUUUUGAGUUGUGAGAGAGAGGGCGUGGGUUCAAACCCUGGCAGGACCAAAACAUUUUUUUUGACACUAUUUUCUUUCAUUUUCUUUAACAACUUCACCCAUUAAUUUAACCAAUCAAAAUUCAUUAUUUUCACUUCAUUUUUUGCAUACUCUUUGUUUAAUAUACAUAUUUUAUGCAUACCAAAAAAAAUCAUCAAAAAAGAUUUAUUUAAUACAUUUUUAAAUAGGUUUAAAAUGACAUGUUUUAAGUGUUUUUUUAAUACUUUAAAAUAUUGUUUUUCAUUUGAUUUUUAACCUAAUCACUUGUAAAUAUUUUUUGUGAUCAAACCCUAAUCAUUUAGGUCUUAAUUGAGUAUUAAGACUUGUUUUAACUUAAUUAAGUUGUUUUUUUUCAAAAAUUCAAAUCGUUUUAAGACGAGCGGUCGCGAUUCUCUUUCAAAACGAUAAACCAUUUCUUUUUAACUGUUGAUUAAAUCUUUUUGACUAAUCAAUCAAUUUUCAAAACAGUGGGGCCUCUCGAAUAUUAAAGAGUAUAAGACCCACUCUUUUUUCUUUUAUACAGUUUUUCUUUGUACAGAAAACUCUUUCAAAACAAAAAACUUUCAAACGGUUUUUCAAACAACGCGUCUGUAAAUAAAACAAUCAACCAUGUUUUAUAAAAAUACCAUGGGCCUCCAUGUAGGUAUAAGUCCCAAGCCCUUUUGUACAUACCCAUUCCUGUACAUGAAAUUAGGUAUUUCAUUGUACACGCACAUUUUUGUACAUAUCUCAAUCUGUUUUUCUAAACUUUGAGUAACAAACCAAAAAUGAAGGUUUUUCUUUAAAUCUUCCCAAAAAAUAUACCAUGGGCCUCCAUGUAGGUAUAAGUCCCAAGCCCCUUUGUAAAUACCUGUUUACAUAGCUUUGAAUAAAUUCAAGUGGACCUCUCCUCGAGUAUAAGUCCCGAGCCCCCGUGUAUACAAAUGGAUCAUGCUUACAGGUAUAUUUCCUUCAUAAACUCCAUUAUAUACACACACUUUGUCAUAUAUAUAUAAUUGUUCAUACCUGUGCAUGUUUGUUCAUACUUGUUCAUGUUUGUUCAUAUGUGUGAUAUGUGUGCUUGUUCAACUUAGUACAACACUAGGUUCCCCAUAGCCUCCUAUUGGGCUUCGUGCAAAGAAUCUCCCUAGUUUAGGUUAGGACAUAGAGUAUGGUUUCCCGGUGAAAUCGCUCUAAGAGCUCAAACCAACUAUACCAUGCCUCCCCUUGGGCUUUGUACAAACGAGUGACCCUCCCAUAGCCUCCUCUUGGGCUUACAAUGCAAGGACCCUGGAUUGUCCCUCCCAUAGCCUCCUCUUGAGCUUACAAUGCAAGGACCCUCGGAUAGCCUCCUCUUAGGCUUCGUACAAGGACCCACGGGCUUCUUAUAAGCAUCCCCCAAUAUCCAAAUCAAAUACCCUAGGAGAUUAGACAUUUAUCAUCUCUAUGAUAGGAGUAUCUCUUCUAUAUCAUCACAAACAAUCAAUCAAUCAAACUUUUUGCCACAAGGCUGGCUAAUCAAUCAAACUUCUUUUGCCACAAGGCUGGCUAAUCAAUCAAACCGUUUUGCCACCGUACUGGCUGAUUAAUCAAAGUUUUUGUCACAAGGCUGACUUCAUUGAAACUUUUGCCACAAGGCUGGCUGAUUAAUCAAAACUUUUUGUCACAAGGCUGACUUCAUUGAAAGUUUUUGCCACAAGGCUGGUUAAACAAACAAAAACAUCUUUAUCAUUCUAAGCGCCAUAAGUGGCAUGACCCAGGGCUUAUAAUGAAAAGAUUUUCAAACAAAAAACAAACAGAUGUAUGUGAUGAUAUAGAUUAGAUACAUCGAACAUUUAGAUGACAUUUGUCUCUUUUCCUUUGCUUCCACUAGCAUAAGUGGGAACUACGAUUGCUCUGACUUUCUCAACAUCCCUUUGAGAAUACGUAGGCACAAGGUCGAUCCUUGGCGAGCAAAACAAAACAAAAAAAACCAUUCAAACCUUAGCACCCGUAGACCCCGAGCUACAGAUGCUCUGAUUCCCUCUAAGGGAUAUGUAUGCAGAGGAUCGCGAUGAUCUUUGCGAGCAUAAUCAAACAAACACCUUAGGUCCCACCUAUUUCACAACAGAACCUCCACCGUAACAUAGAAUGAAAAACAAUAAAGAAUCCUAUAGAGUACUAUAGAUACGUUGGGUGCUAAUACCUUCCCUUCGUAUAACCAACCCUCUUACCCAAGAUCUCUCCCCCCACUUUUAGGUUAUUGCAGCUUUUUUCCUUUUCCUACUUUGGAAAUAAUAAAAAGUUUGGUCGGAACAAAAGAAAAAUCAUUUUUUUAUGAGCACUCGAGCCCAAAGAAGGCAUCAGGUGUCUCAUCCCACAAAAAAGAGGAACAAAACGAUUUUUCGCCCGCGACAGAAAAAUGGCGACUUCACUGGGGACCAUCUUUUUAUUGUUUCCAAAGGAAGGGUUAUUUCUAAUUAUUGUUUUUAUUUUAAUUUUUGUUACAUGUGUGAUUCUUUGGUUCUGUUACUUGUGUGGUUCUGUUACAAGUGAUACAUUAUGGACAAAUCCUAACCCGGAUUAAGUACACAUAAGAAAUUAGGUGGAGGGUAUAGUCAUGUACAGGCGUACGUGAGAAUCCUUCCGCUCAGUGGAGGUUCCUUGUUGGUAAUAUAUGUUUAGCAUGUUUCGUAGCGAAAACAUUAUUGCUGCAUUGAACUGUAGAAGCUGAGUUGGCCGUAGAACCCCAACCCAUCCUGGCCUUAUUAGGACGUGGUGCAGAAACGAUCCAGGUGAAGACUUGGAUAGUUGUCAUGCGGAGAACCACACUCAGACGAGUUUUUCUUGAGAAUAUUACUGGCUCAUGAGAUGAAUUGUGGAAGGCCGGUAAUAUUCGAAAGAAAAAUGUAGACUCUGACGUAUCAGUAGAACAUGUUGUGCAGGUGAUUAACUAGAACUAUCCCAUUUUUGGUUCUCUGACCUCAUGCUCGUGACGCUGGACCUUUGAACCUAUGUGUUACCAUGUUUGUGUUACCAUGUUUGUGUACCAUGUUUGUGUUACCAUGUUCGUAUUACCAUGUCUGUUUUACCAUGUUUGAAUAUGUGGCAUUCAUGCAUCCACGCAUGCAUACAUUCAUUAGAAAACCCAUCUUUUUCCAUAAAAACAUGAUUUUUCCAAAGAUUUAGAGAAAUUUUCUUUGCAAACAUUAGGAUUAAGUUAUGGCAGAGGUAAAGAGGCAUACCAAGAAAUAUGGUUUCAAAGCGCCUGAUGUGGGAAAACUGAUAGAGUUAUCAUCUUUUGUACAAGAUCCUCCGGAUUUUAGGAAAAGUUAUGGAAAGCUUUUGCCUAUCCUGAAUACUCAUGUUGAUGAAGGACUUCUCAAAACUCUGGUUCAGUUCUAUGAUCCCGUCUACCGUUGUUUUACCUUUCCAGACUACCAGUUGGUACCGACCUUGGAAGAAUAUGCCAAUCUUUUGGGUAUUCCUGUGUCUGACAAAAUACCCUUCAAUGGUUUGGAAGCCAUUCCUAAGUCACACGUCAUUGCGGCAAGUAUCCACUUGAAGAAAUCUGAAGUAGAAAAUAAUUGGACUACCAAAGGAAACCUCCCAGGUUUAACUUCACACUUCCUGGUAAAGAAAGCCUUUGAUUUCAUCGAAACUGGUAGCAUGAUAGCUUUUGAAGCUGUACUAGCCUUGCUCAUCUAUGGGUUAGUUCUGUUUCCCAACGUCAACGACUUUGUUGAUAUCAAUGCCAUAAAGGUCUUUCUGAUUGGAAAUCCUGUUCCGACUUUGCUUGGUGACAUGUAUUUCUCUGUUCAUCAUAGGAAUCGCCAAGGCGGUGGAAUCAUUGUUUGUUGUGCACCUCUGUUGUUCCAAUGGAUUGUUUCACACUUACCUGAGUCUCCUAUUUUCACAGAAAACCAAGAAGGCUUGCGUUGGCCUCGAAGACUUAUGUCUCUUACUAAUAAUGAUAUCCGUUGGUAUACCUUGGCUCACUGUGGUACAGAAACAAUCCGAUUUUAGCCCGACGACAACUCGGGUAUGCAAAUUCAACUAAACCCAUUGGUCCCUCAGUGGAAGGCUACUUUUACAAAGAAGGGGAUGAUCCUCAAAGGUUGAAAACAAGAAUGGUAAGAGCUUGGUACGACGUCCGAUGGAAAGAAAAAGGUGAGGCGAGAAAUUGCAUUGCCGUGGACACCUAUACCUGCUGGGUAAAGAAAAGAGCAAAGGAGUUUCAAAUGCCUUAUGGUUAUGAAAAACCCAUGUUCCCUGCAGUAUCUCAAUUGCCCAACAUUCCCACUAUGGAGGAAUACCAAGACACUUUAGCCAAGAUGAGGAUAGAGAAAGAUGCUUGGGAAGAAAAGUUUCGUAAGACCGAUGUGGAAAACAGAAGGUUGAAGAAACGAGUGAAAGAUCACGAAGAAACUCUUUACCGUCAAGAUGGAUGGCUCAUGAGCAAAGAUGAGAAGAUUCGUCAGAAAGACGCUGCAAUCAAAAGGUACAUCAAAGAAAGCAAGAGAAAUCUUGAAGGCUCAACAAGCAACGCUCCGACUCCUGAUGAUUGGAAGAAUGUUGUUGACAAACUGAGGACCGAAAAGGCCGAAUUGAAAGCUUACUAUGGGAAAGAAAUCAUGAAGCUCAAGCUACACAAUGCAUUUGGUUCUUCAUCUGAUGAAGAUGCUUAGGAUUUGUUUAGAUUUUCAUUUUAUCAUUUGCUUCUGUAAGGAGCUACGCUCCAAUGUUGUAACAUUUCCCAUUAUUGCAAUAAAAAAAAAUGAAUGAAUGAAUGAAUAAAAGAUUUGUUUGUGUUCAAAUGCUUGCAAGGAAAUAAUCUUAAAAAUGUUUGGAAAAAUCAUAAAAUUCUUUUUGCAUACAUCAUUCUGCAUAUCGAGUCUGUUGUAUAGAGUCUCAUCUUUUGGAUCUUUCUCCAUUAGAUCGUCAAGCUGUCGCGUCUCAAAGUUUCUCUACCACGCUCGCAAUCAGAUCACAGAUACAAUACUCGUUCAAGCAGAAGAAGAGUAAUGGAACACUCUGAACAAGAGAAUAUUGAGCUUCGUGGUACAGUGACCACCCUUCAGGAAAAGUUGGAAAGUCUCACUACUCUGGUUGACUCCUUAAUGGCCGCACAGAAUCAGCCGCCGCCACCAAAUAGUCAAGCAACAGUGACAUCUGAGGUCACUACUCCAGUUUCUACAGUUGCAUUCAGCAUUCCAUCUUUCUCCAUGCCAGAAGGUUGGGGCACGCCUUUUAGCUUCGGUACAGGUUUCCGCCAUAAUGUCUCUGGGGUUCAAACAGCCACAACUGAAGCGCCUGCUGCACAGGGUUCGGCGUUUAUUCCACAUUCAGGGGUAACUUUUUCCCAAAUCACUAUGGCACUUUCUCAACCCACUAUGACGGUUCCGACUCCUAUGGUUCACACUGUUCCUUACGGAGACAAUGAGAUUUAUCAUGAUCAAGGUGAUAUCACAAAUCAGCGUAAUCUUGUGGAAGAUCUCCAAGAGCAGUUUAACAAGAUGCAGCUGGAAGUUAAAGCUAUCCGUGGAAAAGAUUUGUUUGGAAAGAAUGCCCAGGAGCUAUGUUUGGUUCCCAGUGUACAAAUACCGGCUAAGUUCAAGGUCCCUGACUUUGAGAAGUACAAAGGUAGUUCUUGUCCACAAAGUCAUCUCGUGAUGUAUGCCAGAAAGAUGUCUACUUAUGCAGAUAAUCAUCAGUUGCUUAUCCAUUACUUUCAAGACAGUUUGACUAGUGCCGCACUGAAGUGGUACACAAGCUUGGAUAGCACUAAUAUUCGAACAUUCAAUGACCUAGGUGAGGCCUUUGUCCGACAAUACAAGUAUAACUCGGAUAUGGCUCCAGACAGAGAUCAGCUUCGGUCCAUGGCUCAGAAAGAUCAUGAAGCUUUCAAAGAGUAUGCCCAACGAUGGAGAGAAACUGCUGCUCAGAUUAAUCCACCGUUAAAAGAAAAAGAGAUGACAAAGAUCUUCUUGAAUACUCUCAGUCCGUUUUAUUAUGAACGCAUGAUUGCUAGUGCUCCAAGUGAUUUCACCGAAAUGGUAAACAUGGGGAUGCGUCUAGAAGAAGGAGUCCGAACCGGACGUCUAACUAAAGAAGGUGGAUCUUCAAGCGGAACCAAAAAGUUCGGAAGUGGCUUCCAAAAGAAGAAAGAACAAAGUGUUGACAUGGUGUCCCAAGGGAAGCCAAGAGGAAACGUCAAUCGUCAACGACAGGUUGCUGCUAUCACACCAGUCGUUAAUACAACACCGAAUCCGGGAUUCACUCCUCAAUUUCAGCAACAACAGCCUCGACAACAGGCUCAGCAGUUCAACAAUAAUCAGAAUCGUGUACAAAGAGCUCCACAGUUUGAUCUGAUUCCAAUGACCUACACAGAAUUGUACCCUGCUUUGAUUGAAAAAGGUCUCGUUCAAACUAGAGCACCACCACCAGUACCUGAGAAACUCCCAUGGUGGUACAAAGCUGAGGUCUCAUGCCCUUAUCAUCAAGGAGCACCUGGCCAUGAUCUUGAGCAUUGCAUAGCUUUGAAAUACGAAGUUCAGAGGUUGGUUAAAUCUAAUCUCCUCUCAUUCAGAAAUUUGAAUCCUAAUGUGCAAGCAAAUCCGCUGCCCAAUCAUGGAGGGCAUGUUGUGAACAUGGUGUAUGAAUGUCCUGGUCCAUACCGAGUCUAUAAUAUCAAUUUCUCAAGAGCAGAUUUGGUACAAAUGCACGCUACUCUCUGUCGAGGGCCGAGUUUUCGCCAGCAUCAAUAUGGUUCCUGUAGCAUAUGUUGUGUAGAUCCUCAUGGAUGUUCGAUUGUGAGAAGAGAUCUCCAAGUGCUGUUGGAUAAUGGUACUAUUCAGAUCUACAGAAAUAGGGAUGAAAAUGAAGUUAACAUGAUAGGAUGUUAUCCGCAUGAGCUUUUAGUCUCAGAUAUCAACUCGGAAAUGCCUACAGUUAACGUCAUCGUUCCUCAUUUCAACAUGCCUGAGCGCGUGGAAGUUACUUACAACAAGCCGAAGGUUCCUGUUGCUCCUUUGAUCAUUUGUCUACCUGGAUCUGUUCCUUAUGACUCUGACAAGGCAGUUCCAUACAAUUACAGUGCAACAAUGAUAAAGAAUGGACAAGAAGUUCCUUUACCUACUCUCUCAUCCGUUGUAAACAUUGCUGAUGUAAGUCGUGUAACAAGAAGUGGACGUGUGUAUACUCCACUACCUCCAAAGCAGCCUGUUACUCCUGCAACUGGGCAAAAUCCUGUUGGUACACCAGUGGGGAAUCCUGUGGAAACUCCUGUCAGUAAUACGAACACUGAUGUUGGUCAAUCCAGUGGAACCAAUGUCAAUCCUGACUUUGAUGAAAUUUUGAAGCUCAUCAAAAGAAGUGAAUACAAGAUUAUGGAUCAGCUUAUGCAGACUCCUUCAAAGAUCUCAAUACUUUCAUUGCUGUUGAAUUCUGAAGCACACAGGGAAGCCCUGAUGAAGGUCUUGGAUCAAGCUUUUGUAGAUCAUGAUGUGACUGUUGAUCACUUUGAUGGGAUAAUAGCCAACAUAACAGCUUGUAACAAUUUAAGCUUCUGUGAUGAAGAACUCCCCGAGGAGGGUAAAAAUCACAAUCUUGCUUUGCACAUUUCUAUGAACUGUCAGUCAGACUCUUUGUCCAAUGUGUUGGUAGACACCGGAUCUUCCUUGAAUGUGAUGCCAAAGACGACUCUUGCUCGCUUGUCUUACCAAGGAAUGCCUAUGAAAUUCAAUGGUGUAGUUGUCAAAGCAUUUGAUGGAUCGCGAAAAUCUGUUAUCGGCGAAGUCAACCUUCCCAUGACAAUUGGUCCACAUACAUUUCAAAUCACUUUCCAAGUCAUGGACAUUCAAGCUGCUUAUAGCUGUCUGUUAGGACGACCAUGGAUCCAUGAAGCAGGGGCAGUAACUUCUACGCUCCAUCAAAAGUUAAAAUUUGUAACAAAUGGAAAAUUGGUAACGAUAAGUGGAGAACAAGCCUUAAUGGUGAGCCAUUUAUCCAAUUUCUCUUUCAUAAGUGCUGACAGUGUGGAAGGAACGCAGUUCCAAGGUCUCUCUUUAGAAGACGAAUCUUCCAAGAAGAAAGCAUCGAUCUCUUCUUACAAAGAGGCGGUAAAAGUAGUGAAAGAUGGAACUACCACUGGCUGGGGGCAAGUUGUGAUCCCUACCAAGAAUGAAACUAGAGCAGGUCUCGGAUGUUCACCAACAUUCUCAAACUGCACCAAGAAGGAUGAAACCCUUCGUCCGAUCAAAGAAACAUUCAUUAGUGGAGGAUUCCUUAACCCAAUUCCUCAAGAGGUUAAUGUCCUUAUCGAAGAAUGCAUCGAAGAAGGUCUCUCCGAUGAUGAAGAAGAAUGGAAAUGUUAUCUCAAUGACUCGGGAUAUAUAUCUCAGGAAGAACCAUAUCCUCCUUCGGAGAAAUCCAAUGGCAAAGAAACUGAGCCUGUUCCUGCAGAAAUCUGGGACACCUUGGGACAACCAAGUGGAAAAUUUGAUUAUAUGGUGAAAUAUACUGCGCCUGAAAGUUCAAAGAUUGCGAUUGAGGAUAUCCAACCAACUGGAUGGGGAGAUUCCUUUGAAUGCAAUAGUCAACCAGGAGAGGCUUAUCAGCCUUGUCAAUUCUCUCAGCAACAUGAAAUUACUGGAGAUUUCGGAUUCAAUGCAUCUACCAAGGUUAACAAUCCUGAAGAUGGUUACCAUCACAUAAAUGCCAUUUUUGAAGAUGAAGGGGAAGAUGGCCCCGCAGUUGACUCAGAAAGUGUCGCUGACAAUGAGUCUCUUCAUCCUGAAGACUGGGAAAUACAUCCUGAAAAUUCUGAGGAUUGUGACUCAUCUUAUGCUCUUCAAGAUGUAGAAGAAGACCGUUUCAACUCUACAAAGAACAAGGGUGACAAACCAGGACCUUCAAAUCCUGCCCGACCAGCGGUCAAUGUCAAUACUGAAGAUAAUUCUGAGGAGAAUUUUCCUGAAUACAUAAUACAUAGAGGAGUUCGUUGCUACUGGAAAGCUGUCGACGUUCCGAAUGUUGUUCGCCGCUCAAAGUAAUCACCUCGCUGUUAUUUUGACCUCCUGC
Vicia villosa (hairy vetch) is the source of this 12828-nucleotide messenger RNA. RefSeq lists its product as uncharacterized. The record is from RefSeq and is a predicted model, not a curated record. Bases 8772 to 12800 code for a protein of 1342 amino acids. Lineage: Eukaryota; Viridiplantae; Streptophyta; Magnoliopsida; Fabales; Fabaceae. Gene Ontology annotation, molecular function: aspartic-type endopeptidase activity. The transcript is spliced from 3 exons. Gene Ontology annotation, biological process: proteolysis.